Phlebotomus papatasi is the source of this 1637-nucleotide messenger RNA. RefSeq names its product zinc carboxypeptidase-like. Lineage: Eukaryota; Metazoa; Arthropoda; Insecta; Diptera; Psychodidae. The record is from RefSeq and is a predicted model, not a curated record. The transcript has 2 exons. Bases 101 to 1381 code for a protein of 426 amino acids. Gene Ontology annotation, molecular function: metallocarboxypeptidase activity; zinc ion binding. Gene Ontology annotation, biological process: proteolysis.
ACUCUAAAGUGUUCUGUCUGGCCACAUUGGGCUGUCAGGAACAUCUUUGUCAUUCGACAAGGUUACUCUCAGUUCAUCUGCAAUUUCCCCAAGAGUUAAAAUGCCUCCGCGAAUUCUACUCCUUUUCCUUUCCCUGAUUGCCUCAGUGGUUGUGAAUUCCUGUGAGAUUGCUGACAAAGCCAGGUAUGAUAAUUACCGGCUUUACCGCUUUCAUCUGGCCACAGAAGACCAAGUAAAAAUCAUGCAGGAGCUGGAAGAAAAGAGCGACAGCUACAUUUUCAUUGGUCAUGCCCGGCACCCCAAUCAAAAUCUCACAGUUAUAGCUGCUGCCCACAAAGUACCAGAGAUUGAGGAUUUGUUCGAGAGGUAUCAAAUGUCCCGCGAAGUGCUGGUGUACAAUAUUCAGGAGAAGAUUGAUGAUGAAUGGGAUAAUGUUCUGCCGAAGAGAACUCCUGGAUAUCAACUGGACUGGGUGCAUUACUUCCAUCUGGAGACCAUCAAUCAAUGGUUGGAUCUUAAGCUAAAGGAUCAUGAUGAUCUGACUCCAGUUGUAUUGGGAAAUAGCUAUGAAGGAAGACCCAUUAGGGGAGUCAAACUUUCCCGGGAGACUGGAAAUACUGCGGUUUUUGUUGAAGCUGGAAUCCAUGCCAGGGAAUGGAUUUCUCCAGCCACGAGUACUUACCUCCUGAACCAACUCCUUACUUCUAAAGAUACCAGAGUACAGGAACUCGCUCAGAACUACGACUGGUUCUUCUUCCCAGUCGUGAAUCCUGAUGGAUACGUCUACACAUUCGAGAAGGAUCGCCUUUGGAGGAAGAACCGCAAGCCUUAUGGACUCUGCAGAGGUGUAGACCUCAACAGAAAUUUUAACUCAUCCUGGAAUGGUCCAGGAACCAGCCCUGAUCCCUGCCGAUAUGAUUUUGCCGGAAGUUCAAUUAACAGUGAACCUGAAGCUGAAGCCAUUUCUCGGUGGCUUAAGGAACAUGUCAAGGAAGCCCGUAUCAAGACUUUCUUGAGCCUCCAUUCGUACUCCCAGCUUCUGAUGUUCCCUUUUGGUAGUACAGAGGCCAAAGUAAAGAACUACAAUGAUCUUAGAGAAAUCGGAGAGAAGGCUAUUGAUGCCUUAGCUAAGGUUCAUGGAACCAAAUUUAAGACUGGUAGCAUUAUCGAAACAAUUUAUCCAUCAAGCGGUGGAAGCAGUGAUUGGGCUUAUGAGGAAUUAGGUAUAGAUAUCUCCUACACCUUCGAACUUAGGGGACCUCCAGAUAGCAUAGAUAUGUUCAUCUUGCCAGCUAAUCAAAUUACUCCCGUUGGCGAGGAAACUCUUGAAGCAUUUAUCACAAUCAUGGGAGCAGCUCAGGAUAAAGGAUACUACAAUUGAUACUACUACGAUUUGUCAAUGAACAAGAACAAAACCAAUAAAAAGAAAUUAUGAAAAUUUACUCAGUGUUGUGGAUAGGGUCGUUAUGCCUUCAAAUCUCGACGAAUAAUAUAUUAAAUAGUCUCUAAUUUAGAGGAAAAGAAAGUAGGUUUCACAUGGGUUUAAGACUGAAAAGCACAAUAAUCUACUCGAAGCCCCUACGCAACUAAUUGUACUGGAAAGGCCAUAAUAAAAUGUAUAAUUGUCAGAAUUUUAA